This is a messenger RNA of Aphanomyces astaci, 234 nucleotides long. RefSeq lists its product as hypothetical. Bases 1 to 234 code for a protein of 77 amino acids. The record is from RefSeq and is a predicted model, not a curated record. NCBI's taxonomy places the organism in Eukaryota, Oomycota, Saprolegniomycetes, Saprolegniales, Verrucalvaceae. The transcript has 2 exons.
AUGGUGGAACUCUCGUACUUCCCUGCGCUCUUGCGCAACAACCGAUGGUGGAACAUGGACAGUUACGAGAACGAGAAGCACCUCCGAGAGCCAUUGUUGUGUGACUCAUCCACCGAGGACAGCAUCGAGUCCGACGAUGAUGGGGUCAGUGAACGACACAUGGCGUACAAGAGUCACGUGGUAGUGAUGGUGGAGCCCAAGCUCAUGCGGAACCUCUUGCUGAGGCCGAAUUAA